AUGGCAGACAAUGCUCAUUGUCUCGGUCGUACAAUUUCAGUCCCUAAUCUUUCUAGUAUUCCUCCAUUCCCUCAGACACCAAUAUUAACCCCUAUCAGCUUAGCUCGUAGCCACUCCGAGUCUCAAUCAUUGCCCCUUUUCUUUCAAUCAACUCCCCCCCCAUUCCUUACUCAACCCAACACACCUACGCCAUCAAGGCCAUUCCUUACUCAACCCAACACACCUAUGCCAUCAAGGCCAAUGCCUCGAGCUGGUUCCCAGCAUAAAACACAUCAGCAGAAAAUACAACUCAUUUUAGAUGUAAUUGAUAAACAGGCUCACUGGACUUUUGCUCGAUUCUUGCAUGAGAUUUUCCACAUGAAAGAAGAUGAUGGCGUUAAGAUCUUGCAACUAUGGUUUGAUCAUCCUGAUGGUCGUCCGCAUGAGGUUUUCCGCAUGAAAGAAGAUGAUAGUGUUAAGAUCUUGCAACUAUGGUUCGAUCAUCCUGAUGGUCGUCCGAAACCUAAUCAAGACAUCAGCUCAAACACUAUGUACUCACCAGAGACUCCUUACCUUGAAAUCAAGCCCGCCCGGCCUGCCUUGACUUCCUUUGCUGUCCAAAUAGUAGAUAAACAGCUCCGGAAGGAGCAGCAGAAAGUGUUGCAGCCUGAGACAGGACUUGCAGUGGGAAAACAAACAUCUGAACCUCAAUGGGUGGCAAUAGGCAGAACAACGUUAGCCAAAGCCAUGCAGGCCUUCAAGACUCACCAGCCUCUUCUAUGGCACUACGUCCUGUUGCUUUCUUCCCCAAGGAUCCGUAUUCGCAAUGGAGUCCGUGUAAUCCACAAGUAUCAUCCCCCUGAACCAGUCAGUCAUUUCUACAAAUAA
Molecule: messenger RNA, 867 nt
Organism: Serpula lacrymans var. lacrymans S7.9
Lineage: Eukaryota; Fungi; Basidiomycota; Agaricomycetes; Boletales; Serpulaceae
Exons: 1
Coding region: 1-867 (288 amino acids)
Source: RefSeq, a predicted model, not a curated record